UCCCGCCCGGGCCCGGCUGGUGAGCAGGAGUCUGGCCCGAGUUGGCUGGAGCUGUUGCCAUGACAAGCAUUUUCUUAAGAAAGCUCUGCUGUUGAGACCGUCUGAAGCGGGGGGUUGAAGGGGGGGCACGAACUUCCUGGGGAACGGUCUCCCCGAGGAGAGCAAGCCCAGAGACACCCGUCCAGCUCCCCAGCACCCUUUUCUUCCAGGAACCUGAGAGGUCCUUUCCUUUGGGAGGGCUAGGGGAGGAGACCCAGCCCACUCCCCGGUCGUAGCUGGAAAGGCAGGAGAGACCAGCCAGCAUCUCCGGCGUGGUUGCCACACGGGGGACACCGGUGGGUCGUCACCCCCACCCUACCUCUGUCCAUGGAAACCCGGAGAAAGAGUCCCGCGUGGAGAAGCCUGGAUCUCUGCUAGAAAGAAAGAGAUCCAGUUGUCAUUGGUAUCCAGGGAGCCCUCCUCUUCCUCCUCCUCCUCCUGCCGCCUCUCUACCACUGCAGUUGCUGGUUGUUGCUAAGGUUGCCUCCAUGGUAACAUGCACAUCCUGUUUACACCUCCAUCCGGGCAAGUUGGUCUAAGCUAGGAACCUACCUACCCUGGACAAUCACUUCCAUCACCACCUGGGGACACCAAUCAUCGUGACACGUGGUCCGCCUUCCACUCAGUCCCCCCAUCCUCUUCCUCCUCCUGCUGCCAAGCUUCAUAUACAAAAAAAAGAUCUGGGCCAGAGACUGCUGCUCUGAAGCUUAUUGCACAAGACGCAGACGAUCUAUUUCCCAACCAGGCUCCCAGAGAAGCACGACGUCAAAAGAAGUGAGGCAGAGAAGCAAGAGACUCUGGUCUCUGGAAGGGAAAAUUCACAUUUCCUCUGGUCGAGGGGCUUGGUAACAACAGGCAAAAUGACGAACCCAACAGAACACUCCUUGCCGGCCAACUCGAUAGUUGAGACCCAAGAAGGGGAAUUUGGCUGCACAGUAAUGGACCUGAGGAAGCUCAUGGAGCUGCGUUCAACUGAUGCAAUAAACCAGAUCAAUGUCCACUAUGGAGGAGUAGUGAAUCUCUGCAGUAGACUGAAAACCAACCCUGUGGAAGGUCUAUCUGGGAACCCUGCAGAUCUGGAGAAACGUAAACAAGUGUUUGGGCAGAACUUUAUUCCCCCCAAAAAGCCCAAGACGUUCUUGGAAUUAGUGUGGGAAGCCCUUCAAGAUGUCACGCUCAUCAUCCUGGAGAUAGCAGCCAUCAUCUCCCUGGUCCUGUCCUUCUACCGCCCCCCUGGGGAAGAAAAUGAACAGUGUGGUCUAGCCGUAAGUAGCCCAGAAGACGAAGGAGAGGCAGAAGCCGGCUGGAUUGAGGGGGCAGCCAUCCUAUUCUCAGUGAUCAUCGUGGUGCUAGUGACUGCCUUCAAUGAUUGGAGCAAAGAGAAACAGUUCCGGGGGCUGCAGAACCGCAUUGAAAAGGAACAGAAAUUCUCCGUUAUCCGAAAUGGUCACAUCAUCCAGCUCCCUGUGGCCGAGAUCGUGGUGGGUGAUAUUGCCCAAAUCAAAUACGGUGACCUGCUGCCCGCAGAUGGGAUCCUGAUCCAGGGGAAUGAUCUCAAGAUUGAUGAGAGCUCUCUGACUGGUGAAUCAGACCAUGUCAAGAAAUCCUUGGAAAGAGACCCCAUGUUGCUCUCAGGGACUCAUGUCAUGGAAGGUUCUGGCCGAAUGGUAGUGACUGCUGUGGGUAUCAACUCUCAGACUGGAAUCAUCUUUACCCUCUUGGGGGCCAGUGAAGGGGAAGAAGGGGAGAAGAAGAAGAAAGGUAAAAAACAAGGAGCCCCUGAAAAUCGCAACAAAGCAAAGACUCAGGAUGGAGUGGCCUUGGAAAUUCAGCCACUCAACAGCCAGGAGGGGAUUGACAAUGAGGAAAAGGAGAAAAAGGCUGCCAAGCUGCCCAAAAAGGAGAAGUCGGUGCUGCAAGGCAAGCUGACGCGCUUGGCUGUUCAGAUUGGGAAAGCUGGUCUGAUCAUGUCUGCAAUCACAGUUCUCAUCCUGAUUCUCUACUUCGUGAUCGACAACUUUGUGAUACAGCGCAGACCGUGGCUGGCAGAGUGUACCCCCAUUUACGUGCAGUACUUUGUCAAGUUCUUCAUCAUCGGCAUCACAGUGCUGGUGGUUGCUGUGCCAGAGGGGCUGCCACUGGCUGUCACCAUUUCACUGGCUUACUCUGUGAAGAAAAUGAUGAAAGACAAUAACCUGGUACGGCACUUGGAUGCCUGUGAGACAAUGGGCAAUGCCACAGCCAUUUGCUCUGAUAAGACAGGCACCUUGACCAUGAAUCGCAUGACUGUGGUACAGGCUUAUAUUGGAGACACCCGUUACCAUCAGAUCCCAAGCCCUGAUGUCCUUGUGCCCAAGGUCCUGGACCUUAUUGUCAAUGGCAUUUCUAUCAACAGUGCCUAUACAUCCAAGAUUCUGCCUCCAGAGAAGGAGGGCGGCCUGCCUCGGCAGGUGGGCAACAAAACCGAGUGUGCUCUGCUGGGCUUUGUCACGGACCUGAAGCAGGAUUACCACGCUGUGCGCAGCGAGGUACCGGAGGAGAAGCUCUACAAAGUGUACACCUUCAACUCCGUGCGCAAGUCCAUGAGCACCGUCAUCGAGAAGCCCGGCGGCGGCUACCGCAUGUACAGCAAGGGCGCUUCCGAGAUCAUCUUGCGCAAGUGUAAUCGAAUCUUGGACAAGAAAGGGGAAGCAGUGCCAUUCAAGAGUAAGGACCGAGAUGAGAUGGUACGCACUGUCAUUGAGCCCAUGGCCUGUGAGGGACUCCGGACCAUCUGCUUAGCUUACCGGGAUUUCAAUGACGUAGAGCCCCUGUGGGACAACGAGAGCGAAAUCCUCACUGAGCUGACCUGUAUCGCAGUGGUGGGCAUUGAGGACCCCGUGCGCCCAGAGGUACCGGAAGCUAUUGCCAAAUGCAAACGAGCUGGCAUUACUGUCAGAAUGGUGACAGGGGACAACAUCAACACAGCCCGAGCCAUUGCCACCAAAUGUGGCAUCGUGACACCUGGGGAUGACUUUCUGUGCCUAGAAGGCAAAGAAUUCAAUCGACUCAUCCGUAAUGAGAAGGGCGAGGUGGAGCAAGAAAAGCUGGACAAGAUCUGGCCUAAGCUCCGGGUGCUGGCGCGAUCCUCUCCCACUGACAAGCACACGCUGGUGAAAGGCAUCAUUGACAGUACUGUCGGGGAACAGCGACAGGUGGUGGCUGUCACUGGUGAUGGCACUAAUGAUGGGCCGGCUCUGAAGAAAGCAGAUGUUGGUUUUGCCAUGGGUAUCGCAGGCACAGAUGUGGCCAAGGAGGCCUCAGACAUCAUUCUAACAGAUGACAACUUCACCAGCAUCGUGAAGGCAGUGAUGUGGGGACGAAACGUCUAUGACAGCAUCUCCAAGUUCCUGCAGUUCCAGCUCACUGUCAACGUGGUGGCUGUGAUUGUGGCCUUCACUGGAGCCUGUAUCACCCAGGAUUCCCCGCUGAAAGCCGUGCAGAUGUUAUGGGUUAAUCUAAUCAUGGACACUUUUGCCUCCUUGGCCCUGGCCACGGAGCCUCCUACGGACUCUCUGUUGAAGCGUCGCCCCUAUGGCCGAAAUAAGCCUCUGAUCUCACGCACUAUGAUGAAGAACAUCUUAGGCCACGCCGUCUAUCAGCUCACGGUCAUCUUUUUCCUAGUCUUUGCCGGAGAGAAAUUCUUUGACAUCGAUAGUGGGAGGAGAGCGCCUCUGCAUUCACCACCCAGCCAGCACUACACCAUUAUUUUCAACACCUUCGUGCUGAUGCAGCUCUUCAAUGAAAUUAAUUCUCGCAAGAUCCACGGGGAGAGGAAUGUCUUUUCGGGCAUCUUUCGCAACCUCAUCUUCUGCUCUGUGGUCUUGGGCACGUUCAUCAGCCAGAUUCUCAUUGUGGAAUUUGGAGGGAAGCCCUUCAGCUGCACGAACCUCACCCUGUCCCAGUGGUUCUGGUGUCUCUUCAUUGGUAUUGGCGAACUGCUGUGGGGCCAAGUAAUCUCCACAAUACCUACCCAAUCCCUGAAAUUCCUGAAGGAAGCUGGACAUGGCACCACCAAGGAGGAGAUCACCAAGGAUGCUGAGGGGCUGGACGAGAUUGACCACGCAGAGAUGGAGCUGCGCCGAGGCCAGAUCCUCUGGUUCCGGGGCCUGAACCGUAUCCAGACUCAGAUCGACGUAAUUAACACAUUCCAGACGGGAGCCUCUUUUAAGGGAGUCCUAAAGCGCCAGACCAUGGGUCAACACCUUGAUGUAAAACAUGUUCCUAGCUCAUCCUAUGUAACAGUUGCACCAGUCAAAUCUCCCCCCACCACUUCUGUUGCUGCUGCUGUUUCAUCUCCUACUCUGGGCAAUCAAAGUGGUCAAAGCGUUCCAUAGUUCCCUCCACGAAAGCAUUCAGAAACCCAAGAACCAAAACUCCAUCCACAACUUCAUGACCCACCCUGAAUUCGCCAUAGAUGAGGAGGGGCCACGAACACCACUCCUGGAAGAACAAGAAGAGGAAAACUUUGAAAAAGUUUCUAAGCCUGGGACUAGGAUGCUUCUGUCGGAUGGUGAGGUCACAACACAUGCCAACAAAAACAACAACGCGGUGGAUUGCAGCCAAGUGCAAAUCGUUGCCUCCCCGUCAGACAGCCCUCUGCACAGCCUGGAGACGUCAGUUUGAGCUUCGUUCUCUGACUCCCAUUCCUGCUUUCCCUAUUUCCCUUUUUAUCUAUCCCGUCAAUAAGGUGAUGAUGGGACUUUUCACUGUCAUGUCAGCUGCUCCCAAGUAUGUGUGAACCCCCGCCUGACCAUAAAGGGGCAAGAGCACAGACCUAGAAGGAUUUCGACUCAAACUUGAGUUGGGGUUUGUAGCAGAACCCAGUUAAACCCCAGGCAGGUAAUGAAUGAUCGAAUCUACUCCUCGGGUGUAUCAGUGGUCAUUUUUAAAGAAAUGACGAGAAUCCUCUUGGCAUCUACCCCAACCCAAGUUCUCCCCAGCAUUGAUACCUAUGUCAUCAGUCUCCUGACUUCUGGAUUUUUACCCUGUGAGUCUGUACUGUUUACAAGUUCAGUUAAGGGUUCAGAGUGACAAAUACCCUCAAACGGAAUGUGUUGAGGUAGGAAUGGAAGGUAUAGAAUCAGCCCUUAGAGUGAUUGUUAAAACAACUUUUCCAUUUUGAAAACUGAUACCUAAAGCCCUUUCCCUUUUGCUGCCCAAAGCCUCCCCACCGUCUCUUGGUCUUUCGGGACCAUUGUCUUCCUCACCUUCACUCUUUUCAAGUUGUGAUGAUUAAGAAAAUAGAAAGGACACAGAUGAAUUGAGUCGACUUUGACCCUUUCUCCCUCGUGGUUACUAAUGGAACCAACCCUUGACUUAAUUCUAGAGGCAGAGAGGUUUCUUUGCUAGAAUCGGAGUCCUUUGGAAGCAAUUUAUAGCUGGUAAGAAUGUAUUCCUGCUGUUACCAGGUUAUCUAUUUCCAAACUGCCAUCUUGUCAGGCAAUGUGGUUUCUAAGUGCCAGGGAGAUCAGCCUUGACCAUGAAGUUUGCAUAUAUGUGGUGUGUAGUUUUUUUCCUGAAGCCUGAGCUUUCUCCUGUUCCUAAAGUGGUGGCAAAGGAAUGAAUUAAGAAUGACCCUGCCUCCUAACUGGACUUGAAUAUUAAGGACCAGAGGCUGACAUGUCUAGGACAAGACAGACCAUCAAAGCUAACUCUGUUGAGUCCUCCUCGGGUAACCACCUCUGCUUUCAAAGCCAUUUGCCAAGGCUCAUCCAAGGCAGGACCUGAUUUUGGCAGAAGUGAGUAUUGAGAGGCCUUGGGAGAGGCCAGAGGGCCGUUCCAGCAGGAUAUGAGAAAGCUUUCCCCUGAGAAACAGAAACCUUGAGCUUAGGUGGCUGGGGACCAGCUUGGACAUUCCCUUCUGUUUUCUAAUUCUACUCUUGACCAUGUCCCCAACUCAUCCAGUCUCUGAAAAGGCCCCAGACUUUCUCAGAUACUCUAAUUUUGAAAAUACGUAUCUGAAGUGGGAGGCUCCAGUUACAUUUUGCUGACUUAAGGAAGCAAAAGACCCACCCUGAAAAGCUUCCUCCCUCCUCCCUCAUGCCUUGCUUGCUCAAGCGCCCUCCAGAAUGUGCUCGUGCUCGAUGCUGCACAGUAAAGCCCUGUGCCUUCUCUCCCCGAACACUGCCCGAAGCAUCCCCUUCCCACCUGCCUCUCAGGAUCUGGGGACUUCGUGAGAUGUUUAAGUGUUCCUUAAUGGGACAAAGUGGAGCCACGUUUGCAGGAGCUCCAUUUCUAUCCCUGCCCACGUUGACGUAAGCUCUUCUGUGCGGGGUCAGCUCGUGUCUGCCAAUUCCUCUCUCCCACUAGAUAAAGGAAGCCUGUCUCCCUCUUUCCAGGGUGAUGGGAAUAAGGAGAAGGGGCUUGAGGCGCUUAUGGACCGCCAGAUUUCCACUGGGGAGAGUCAGGAGACCUGAACCUCUCCUCUCCAGCCUUUUCUUCUGGGUCCCUCCUCCCUCACCCCUUCCCGUGAGCUGUCCUAGGAAGGAAGAAUAAAGCAACAGAACCCCCUACUCAUGCCCAUUAGCUACAUAAUCCACUGCAUUUGAUUUUGGUUUUGUAAAGGCUUCAUGCUUCAGUGAUCUUUUCUCUGUCUUUAAUGCUCAUGGGGGAAGAAAUAGCUCACCCAAGGUGUUAGGUUUUCAGAUACAUAUUUAUUAAGUACAUUGGAAGAUUUAGUUCUGUCGAGUCUUUUAUUACCUCAGAUCAGUUUUUAAAACAAACUUUGGAGGCUCUUUUAUCAUUCCUGCUCCCAAAAGACUCUCAUGGUGCCUGACAGGUUACUCUUGAGGGCUUGUGUCUACUUGUUUAAAGUCAAUGGGGUUUUUUUGUGUGUAUUCUAGUUUCCAUAGUAGGAGAGAAAAUAUAGAAAUAUUAUGCAAAAAUAUAUAGUUUUCUUUAGAUCAUAAACUGAUAUAUUUUGAGUCAGCCAUAUGUAUUUUGUUUAAAGGAUUUAAAAUAAAAUGCUGUCAUGUAACCCUGUGGAAGGGAGCACAUAACCAGUUGUUAGACAUGACAAGUGACUUAGUAUAUUUGUAAUUGGUUUGAAACCAAUACACCGUACUUCCUUUCUCCAAACAGCCAUCUUUAUACUGGGGGGGGGGGAAUCUCUUGAGUUCUAGAAUUUUUUAAUAUAAAAUUUGUUGAUAUGGGAUUGAGUAAGUUUAAGUGUUUAUGUGCAUAUAUUUUUUAUAUAAGUUUUUUUUUCCUGUGUAGUUUCAGUGAUCCAACUGGCCAUGAAUAAAUAUGGUAUAAGUUAAUAACGCUUUCCCCCAAAAUGGUGCUUUGAAAAGGGUGUGAUGGGAAAAAUAUUAUCCCAGAUUCCUCUCUUGAUAAACCUAGAAAGAUGGGCUGUAGAUUAUGGCUGAGAAGGAAGGCAUCUAGGAGGAAGGGACAGCCAGCAGGACAGGGAGAUGGGUACCCCCAACUAGCCAUCAGGAUCAGGGGCCUCCUCGGUUAGAUUGGUAUUUCGUGAAGGGCAACCAGCAGAGUGGUACCCAAGACACUGGGCUGCGAGGAUACUCUGAUUUGGGGUUUGCAUUUUUUAUGGUUCUCUCACCUCCUAUUGCCCCUGGAGUUUCCCAUGGUUCUCUCACCUCCUAUUGCCCCUGGAGUUUCCCAUUUGUGAUUUUUUUGUGCAAGGAUCUGAUUUGAGACUUCUUUCCCUCCCCUAGAAAAGUUUCAUGCAUUAUAUUAGACGGGAGAUAGAACUCUAAGUGGAAAACAACAGCUGUUUCUAGCCCUGGGUGACAAUCUUAGGACCAAGUCCUUCCCAUAGGUGUCCUCUGCCCUCUGAAGUGACUCCUUCAUUUCUAAAAGUGGCAGAGAGACCAUCGAGAAAUCAGCACCUGUGAGUUCUUUAGAGGUUGGGUUUCUUCUUCUCUUUGAGCUUCAGAGGGGAGAGUUGGCACAGUUCAAUCUGAGUGAUUACCUCCCUGCUGAAAACCAGAGGUGUGUGGCAAGCUCACGUGUGCCCCGAAACCUCUAAACACGUCACUUCCUUUCUUCCCUGCUUGCCCGGCCUGGUGAUUGAAGCAGCCCGCAAUGUCAUCACAGAGUGCACACUUCCUCGCUCUUCUUAUCUGGGGACCACCCCACUGCAGUGUGGAGGUGGGGCACUUUUAAAUGCCUGCUCUUCUCAAGCCAUUCCAGCCUCUUCCUCAGAAUAGACCAGACACCCUUGCAUUUGGCUCAGUGCCAUCCUUUACGUCCCCAGCCCUGCUGUUAGACCCGUUGUCCCCUUUCCUCCUGAUGAGGAGAGGUGGAGGGAGAAGAGCUCCCCAUGACUGAAUUGGCCUUUGGCUCAUGUUUUCUCCCCAUAAUGUAUAUAUGCCAUAUGUGAAUAUGCCAUAUAUAUGUGCCAACAAAUCUAUCUACGUUGUUCUUUUCAAAUCAGCACGCAGAUAGGAUUUCGAGUUUCUUCUUUUUUUUUUCAGUAACUAAGUAUAGCAAGCACUGGUAUUUUUGUAUAAAAGAAAAAAAAACAAACAAAAGAUUGACUAUUGUGAUCUGCAUGACAUAAACUAACAAAUGGUGACAUCCAAGCAAUGUGUACCCCAGUGUGUGUUGCCAUAAUUUGCAGGUGAGCUAAACAGUGCACCCAGUCUGUAUUUGCAUUUUGAUAUUAUUUAAGCUCUCUGUACAAUGUUCUGCAUGUAUUUAUAUGGUUCUUAGGGAAAAAAAUGCUAUAAACUGGCAAAUCUGAAAUUCAGAUAUGUUGUUCCACUGAGACAGGAAGAAUAGAAGAGUUUUAAAAGAAGGGAAAAAAGGGAUACUUUUUUUUAGAACCAAUAAAGCCGUCGCUGAUGAGCAGAAACCGAUACUAUUGUGCACUGAGAAUAAAAACCCAUACCCACUUGUAA
Messenger RNA from Phacochoerus africanus (Common warthog), 8942 nucleotides. It is a transcript of the gene ATP2B4, whose product is annotated as ATPase plasma membrane Ca2+ transporting 4. Gene Ontology annotation, cellular component: intracellular membrane-bounded organelle; membrane. The transcript has 22 exons. Gene Ontology annotation, biological process: calcium ion transmembrane transport; regulation of cytosolic calcium ion concentration. NCBI's taxonomy places the organism in Eukaryota, Metazoa, Chordata, Mammalia, Artiodactyla, Suidae. The coding region runs from base 900 to 4415 and encodes 1171 amino acids. Gene Ontology annotation, molecular function: ATP binding; ATP hydrolysis activity; P-type calcium transporter activity. The record is from RefSeq and is a predicted model, not a curated record.